AUGGAUCCAAUCGUACACUCCCUAUAUGAACCAGUCACUGGCACCUGGCAGUACGUUGUUGCUGACCCAUCAAAGCGAGAAGCUACGAUCAUUGACCCAGUUCUUGACUAUGACAAAGAAAGUGGUGAUAUCGACAUUAACUCAGCAGACAUCCUUCUCAAACUGGUUGAAGACAACAAAUACAAAAUCUGCUACAUCUUGGAGACACAUGCGCACGCUGACCAUCUUUCAGCUUCUCGUUACCUCCAAAGCGUCCUAGGACAUCGUCAAUCUGUUGCGCCUGAGGUUUGUAUUGGGCAUCGCAUCGUACAAGUCCAACAGACUUUCGGCACAAUGUACUCUAUACCGCAAGCAGAACUUGAGAAUGCAUUUGACCGACUUCUGCAAGACGAGGAAGAAUUAGUUCUUGGCAAUCUCAUUAUCCGUGUUAUUCACUUGCCUGGACAUACACCCGACCACGUUGGCUACAUCAUAGGAAGCAAUGUCUUUACGGGCGAUUCCAUUUUCAACCCGGAUGUUGGUUCAGCUAGAUGUGACUUUCCUGGCGGUUCGGCCACAACUCUUUAUCAAUCUACACGAAGGCUUCUUAGUCUUCCAGAGUACUACAGGCUGUAUACUGGACAUGACUACCCACCACCUGAUCGUUCUAUUAAUGUUGCAUCAGAUGAGUCAACGGCCGUUCCCUUUACAACUGUAGGAAAGCAGCGGCUUGAAAACAAGCAUCUCAAGGCCGGUACCUCCGAAGAAGAGUUUGUGAAUUGGAGAAAUGAGAGAGACAGUGGCCUCCAAACACCAAAGCUACUUGUUCCAUCUAUCAGGACCAAUAUUCGAGGCGGCCGUCUGCCACAGUCUAGUGAAGAUGGAUUUAAAAUAGUGAAGGUGCCUGCAAGCGUGGUUAGGGUACAAUGA
Messenger RNA from Umbelopsis ramanniana AG, 909 nucleotides. RefSeq lists its product as uncharacterized. The transcript has a single exon. Lineage: Eukaryota; Fungi; Mucoromycota; Umbelopsidomycetes; Umbelopsidales; Umbelopsidaceae. Gene Ontology annotation, biological process: hydrogen sulfide metabolic process; glutathione metabolic process. Gene Ontology annotation, molecular function: sulfur dioxygenase activity. The coding region runs from base 1 to 909 and encodes 302 amino acids. The record is from RefSeq and is a predicted model, not a curated record.